Cinara cedri is the source of this 2146-nucleotide messenger RNA. NCBI's taxonomy places the organism in Eukaryota, Metazoa, Arthropoda, Insecta, Hemiptera, Aphididae. The record is from the annotation of a GenBank genome assembly.
AUGGUGGACUACCGUUUCAAGACGACCCUGUUGGUGUGCUGCAUGAUGCUGGCCGCGAGCGCUCGUUCCGAGACCGCGGUCGCAGAAGAAGACGACAUCAAAGACAUGUCCGCGUACCUGAAGCGGUUCUCCAGCGUCAACAUAGACCAGGUGCUAAGCAACGAACGGGUGAUUAAUAGUCACAUCAAAUGUUUCCUGAACGAGGGUCCGUGCGUCCAACAGUCCAGAGAACUGAAGAGUGGGUGAUAGUAAUAAUAAUAGUAAUAAUAUCCGGGUAACUACGCGAAUAUGAAAAAAAUUGGGCCCGGCUUUUGAAUGCUGCACGCAAUUUUUUAGUUUUUUUUUUUUUCCGGUGGAGGGACGGUAUAACACAACGAUCGCCACAGUACAUAAUACCAUCGUCCGUGUAUCAGAUACUUUAAAAUUAAACGUUUAGUUUGCAAUUUUCACCGUUCUCCCGUUUUUAGAGCAGUAUCCAACAUACUCGUUUAUUUUUUACAGUAAUUUUCGACAAUUUUUUUGGUGCAUUAAAAUCAGAGCUCCGAUAAUAAACUAUAAUAUCAGCUGAUAUACACUGACACGAUUAGGUUGGCUUUUGUUAAGCGAAUUUUGUGUGAAUGAAAAAUAAUCGUUACGGUCCAAUUACUCAAAUAAUCACUUCUAUCCGGUUUACAGACCCGAAAAAUGAUAGUUUUUUACUUUUCUACAAUACAUUAUCAUUAAAUUAUUUCAUUAUAAAUCUUAAAAUUAUUUUUCUGCUUCAGCGUGUUAUUUAUUAUUUAAAAUAUUUGUCUUGGUCUUGUAUAUAGUUACAAUAGGUAUAAUAAUUUUGGAAAAAAGUCUGUGAUGGCACACAAGUAGACGGGAAUCUUGAAAUCAGUAUGAUUAAAUUGAAAAUUCAAAUUCCUACACGUAGCUCACAUUUUAAUUUUAGACUUCUCGAUAUUAUUUUUUUUUUUUUAUUUUGAUUUCUUAAGUUAAAAAAAAAAACAAACAAAAAAAUUCACUGUACUUACUUAAACCAGUCGAACGAGUUCCAGAUAUAUUUAAAAUAAUACGGUUUACAAGGCUAGGAAAGAUAAUGAACAAUAUUAAAUAAUUUAUAUUAUAAAUUAAUUGAAAUAAAAAAAAACACGAGCUAACCAGAGAAAAAUGAAUUUAACAUAAUAUUAAAAAUAAGAUUAAAAUUACCUUCACUUUUUUUUACGUUAGAUGGUGUAAUUAAUUAUUAAUUUUUAAUUUUUUUGAAAAAAAAAAAAAAAAAUGGUGAUCAAUGUUAAACGCAAUGUGCUGGUCUAAAUUGGAUAAUUCAUUCUUAUUUAAAUCUUUGAGUUCUACAUAAUAUUGCUGAGACAAAAAAAAAAAUACCAUUUUUAUACGAAACUCUUCGCGCACAAUAUUGUAAAUUUAAUAUUGCGUUAAAAUUAAAAGUAAUCGACGUUAACUUAACGUGAUAUGGUAAACCAGCUUAAAAGUUAUAAGUUUAAAUUCACUUGGCUUGUUUAUUUUUUAACUCGAUAAUACCUUGACAUUUUAAACAUUUUCAACGUUUAGCUGUUAAAAAUGUAAAAUCAAAAAAAAAAUCGUCGUUUAAUACAAUUACACCAAAUGAAACGGAAUACCAUUCAAUAUGCGUACAAUAACAAUAAGUUGCCUAUAGUCAACACACUAAAACGGCUCGAAAUUUCGUCUAGCAUUUAAUCGUGUAAAUUGAAUAAUGAUAUAAAAAUGUAUACAGAACUUGUCUUCCACACUCGACCAAAUUAAUUUGAAACGCACGUAACAAAAGCUGUAGUGAGUGUUUUUUAAGAUGCAAAAAAAUAACAUGGCAAUUUUAUCUGGAAGACCGUUGUUAUAACGUGACAUAAGGAUUAUUGUGGAAAUAAAUAUUUUUUAUUUAGUUUCGGGAAGGCUAACAUUAUAAGUUUUCAUUGGCGCGACCGUUUUUUUACUGUUUUUUUUUUUUUUAUCCUUAGAAGCCAUUCCGAUCAUCGCCAGAAAAGGCUGUGAAGGUUGCACCGACAGACAAAUAGCGGUCAUUAAAAAGGCGUUGAAUUUCAUACGCACCAAAAAGCCAAUUGAAUGGGAACGACUGGUCAAGGUUUACGACUCUACGGGCACAGGAUUGAAACAAUUCAUCGAGUGA